Molecule: messenger RNA, 2338 nt
Organism: Dreissena polymorpha
Lineage: Eukaryota; Metazoa; Mollusca; Bivalvia; Myida; Dreissenidae
Product: tubulin alpha-3 chain-like
Exons: 9
Coding region: 182-1543 (453 amino acids)
Biological process (GO): mitotic cell cycle; microtubule cytoskeleton organization
Cellular component (GO): cytoplasm; microtubule
Molecular function (GO): GTP binding; structural constituent of cytoskeleton
Source: RefSeq, a predicted model, not a curated record
UAACCACAUUGUCGCGUCUAUCUAGUGGAUACGUGUAUAACAUCGUUCAGUGGAGGGGGCGUCCAUUACAAAGUCCGCUUCUCACCAAAACGCAUCGAGUUAGAGUGAGGAACCGCUCUGAACAAUAUCUAUAUAGUCGUCCGUGCGUUUUUUUGGAGGCAGUUAAUAAGGCAAAUAAACCAUGCGUGAAGUCAUCAGCAUUCAUGUGGGUCAAGCCGGGGUACAGAUAGGCAAUGCGUGCUGGGAACUCUACUGUCUCGAGCACGGGAUCUCGCCAGAUGGACGCCUUGACUCCGAGAAGUCUGCCGGGAGCAGGGGAGACGACUCGUUCAACACGUUCUUCAGCGAGACCGGAAAUGGAAAGCACGUGCCAAGGUCUCUGUUCGUCGAUCUGGAGCCGUCUGUAGUCGACGAAGUGCGCACGGGCAAGUAUCGCCAGCUGUACCACCCCGAGCAGCUGAUCACCGGCAAGGAGGACGCCGCAAACAACUACGCUAGAGGGCACUUCACCGUCGGCAAGGAGCACAUUGACCUUGUGGCGGACCGGAUGCGCAAGAUGGCGGACAAUUGUUCGGGGCUUCAGGGUUUCCUCUUGUUCCACAGCUUCGGCGGCGGCACUGGUUCCGGUUUCGCGUCGCUGCUGAUGGAGAGGCUCAGCGUUGACUACGGCAAGAAGUGUAAGCUGGAGUUCGCCGUUUAUCCUGCACCACAGGUGGCCACGGCCGUAGUGGAGCCGUACAACGCUGUGCUCACCACCCACACGACACUGGAGCACACGGACUGCGCCUUCAUGGUUGACAACGAGGCACUGUUCGACAUCUGCCGGAAACGCCUGGACGUGGAGCGCCCAUCCUACUCGAACCUGAACCGCCUGAUCGGCCAGAUCGUCAGCUCAAUUACCGCCUCGCUGCGGUUUGACGGCGCCCUAAAUGUCGACCUGACGGAGUUCCAGACCAACUUGGUGCCGUUCCCGCGUAUCCACUUCCCCCUGACUACUUACGCGCCGCUGAUCUCCGCCGAGAAGGCGUACAGCGAGCAGCUGUCCGUGGCCCAGUUGGCCAACGAAUGCUUUGACUCCGCCAACCAGAUGGUCAAGUGCGACCUCCGGAACGGCAAGUUCAUGGCCUGCUGUAUGCUCUACCGCGGCGACGUGGUUCCCAAAGACGUGAACGCCGCUAUCGCUGCCAUUAAGACCAAACGACAGAUCCAGUUUGUGGACUGGUGCCCGACCGGGUUCAAGAUCGGCAUCAACUACCAGCCUCCCACCGUGGUUCCCGGCGGCGACCUGGCCAAGGUGCCACGUGCCGUCUGCAUGCUGAGCAACACGACCGCCAUUGGCGAGGCGUGGGCGCGUCUGGACCACAAGUUCGACCUGAUGUUCGCCAAAAGAGCCUUCGUUCAUUGGUACGUGGGAGAGGGGAUGGAGGAGGGAGAGUUCAACGAAGCGAGAGAAGACCUGGCCGUACUUGAGAAGGACUAUGAGGAGGUUGGAACUGACUCCGUACAGGACACGGGGAAUGAGCAUCAAGAGGAGGAAUACUAGGGCGAUGGGGAGGGGGGGGGGUAUGAGACACGUGUGGGGAUUGUGUGUGCUAAUAUGGAGAAUUCAAGCUGCUUAAUUCAGUCUCGCUCUGGGGAGACGGGGUUUAGGGGACGUGCGUUAAGUGUCGUCCCAGAUUACCUUGUGCAGUCCGCACAGGCUCAUUAGGGUUGACACUUUCCGCUUUUAUGUUUUUUGUAUGUAAAGGAGGUCUUUUUUUUUAUAACAUGGCUUAUAUCAAUACGGUAGGAUACAAGUGGGAUGGGUGGAUAAGCUGAUUGUGAAUCUAGCGCGUGAAGGUACGAAGUCGUUCGGUUAUAAGAGGGUAUACCAGCGUAUGUGGGUAAUUAACUUAAUCGAUCGCUGUAUAUCAGAAUUUUACCAAAAAUACUGAGACCUUUUAGAAACACUUGCCAUAGUAAUUGUUAAGUCCAUUUAAGAAGGUUUCAUGCGAAAUGCCAAACAAACAUUGCAACGUAUCCUGUACAGACGUACACAGUUUAUCGAUUGGUCAUAAAAGGACAAUGGACAAAAAACUAUGCCCCCGUCAUUUGUUGUUUUAGCCAACUAAUAUAAAUACUCUUCAUAAAUAUACUUAUUUUGAUUUCCCACGACUUAACAUAUUGUAACUCAAAUCGUUGAUAAAUAUUUACGAAUUAGUUAGAAAAGCAUUCCUUCAAUACGAUAUACAUGUCUAAUUUAAACUAUUUACAUACAUGUCCAAUGUAUAUUUUACGCUAAUACAUUUUUUAUUUGAAUGUAUUAAACAUGUGCCAAUAAAUAAGUGUCCUUUUCAAA